Molecule: messenger RNA, 2664 nt
Organism: Paramisgurnus dabryanus
Lineage: Eukaryota; Metazoa; Chordata; Actinopteri; Cypriniformes; Cobitidae
Gene: smpdl3a
Product: sphingomyelin phosphodiesterase acid like 3A
Biological process (GO): sphingomyelin catabolic process
Molecular function (GO): sphingomyelin phosphodiesterase activity
Source: RefSeq, a predicted model, not a curated record
CACAGAAGAUCACGUGACCGCCGCUGUUUUUCCUGUUUUAGUUUACACGAGAGAAGUUUAAUAACACAAAAAGACACGAAGCGGGUUAAACAUCAGAAAUGUCUUCACUCGUGACAAUAGGACUGGUUAUGGUGUUUCACGUGCAGAUUUCUUCUUCUGUGCCGGUGAAUGGGAUUAAACACCUGCAAAGUAAAUUCUGGCAUAUCUCAGACUUGCACUUGGAUCCUACCUACCAUGUCACAGAAGACCACACCAAAGUGUGUUUUUCCUCCAAGGGCGUUCCUGCAUUGGAUCCCGGGGAGUUCGGAGAUUUCCUAUGUGAUUCCCCUUACCAACUUAUUCUUUCAGCAUUAGAUUAUAUGAAGAAAGUGGACAUACAGCCUGAGUUCAUUAUCUGGACAGGCGACAGUCCUCCACAUGUCCCCAAAGAGGAACUGUCUACUGACAUUGUCAUCAAUGUUAUUACCAACAUGACUCAAACCAUACAAAAGUUCUUCCCGAAAUUGCCGGUUUACCCUGCCCUGGGUAACCAUGACUACUGGCCACAGGAUCAGGAUCCAACAUCUGAAAAUAAGAUUUAUGAUGCUGUAACCCAACUUUGGCAGUUGUGGUUAAGUCCAGAAGCUAUACCGACUUUGCUAAAAGGUGGCUUUUACUCCCAUGUGAUCAAACCUGGUCUCCGUCUUGUGAGUCUCAACACAAACCUGUACUACAGUCCUAAUAAAGUGACGGUGAAUAUGAGCGACCCCGCCGGGCAGCUUCAAUGGCUGCAGGACACGUUGGAAUUGUCAAGGCAGAAGAUGGAGAAAGUCUAUGUUAUCGCUCACGUCCCAAUUGGUUACCUACCUUAUGCCGCAAAUACAACAGCCAUGCGAGAAAUCCACAACGAACAACUAGUGAAGAUAUUUCGCAACUACAGUGAUGUCAUCCAGGGGCAAUUCUACGGUCACACUCAUAGAGACAGCAUAAUGGUUCUGUUGGAUCAACAAGGGAAACCAGUGAACUCCAUAUUUGUCACACCUGCUGUUACACCCAUCAAAAGUGUAGCAGAGCCAUAUUCAAACAACCCUGCUGUCCGCGCCUAUCUGUACAACCCGCAGGAUUUUGGUUUGCUGGAUAUUUGGCAGUACUACUUAAAUCUCACAGAAGCCAACAUGGAAAAAAGGUCAGAGUGGAAGCUGGAAUACAUCAUGACCGAAGCGUUUGAUAUCGAUGACAUUCAGCCCCACAACUUGCAUGAACUUGCCCUUAGGUUAGCGCAGCCACAGAGCAAAGCUUUUCACGAGUAUUUUACCCACUUCAUGGUGAGUUAUGACUUGAACAUCACAUGCCAGGGUUACUGCCAGACGCUUCAGGUUUGUGCUGUUCAGUUUUUAGAUAAAGAGUCUUACUCCGAGUGUGUUGUGAAAACAAACGGACAAUCAAACUAUAUAAGUGGAGAAUUUUAAGAAGAUUUUUUUAAAUCAGGGACCUUAAAGGUGCAGUGUGUAAAUUUAGCGGCAUCUAGUGGUGAGGUCAAAUUGCAAAAAAGAAAAUGUCUCAGUCCACUGCUCAUUCCUCACUUUUUAAAAGCAUAGAGAAGCUACGGUAGCCACCACAGGACAAACACGUCACCAUCAGAGACAAUAUAGUAAGCAAAGUUUGUCUAUUUAAGUCUUCUGUAGAAACAUGGCGGCACAAAAUGGCGACUUCCCUGUGCUUAUUUUAAGGUAAUAAAAACACAAUGAUUCAUUAGAAAAGGUCUUUAUACACCACUGAAAAUAUAGUUAUGUAGAUUAUAUUGCAUUUCUGUCAAUGGAUUUUUCUAAAAGUUACACACUGCACCUUUAAUGAAGGACAACAAUAAAAGGGUAAAUCUCAGGAAAAGUGUCCAGUUUAUGUUUCACCUCAAAAUCGAAACAACCGAAUAAGCAAAUUUGCAAUAUUAAGUAAUGUUGUAACAGUUACGCAAGUUUCCCCUCCAAAUUUUAAUUUACUGUAAUGCGUCUCUAUUUGCUCACAGAAAUUUGUACACAUUUUACGAUAAAAAUAUACAAAAAUGUAUGAUUAUAAUUUAAAAAACAUUAAUGAAACCCAACCACUAACCUCAACAUCACAGGGGUGAAAGCAAAUCAUACAAAAAGGUACAAAUGUGGUCGUUCGAAUUAAUACGAUUUAUAAUACGUCCUUACUGCCAUGAGACUGGGCUGGUUGUUUCUACAGAAACAGUAUUUUAUUUACUGUAUAUUAUUUACAGUAAAUUGCAAAUGCAAUAAUUUAAAAAAAAGUUUUAAUCAGGAUAAAUAUUUUUUAUUUUUGGUAUUAUUUUAUUAUUAUGCUUUUAUUCUCUGUGGAGGUUUGGGGUUGAAAUAUGACAGUACAUGACAAGUUUUGAUAUAUUCAUUGAUAAAAUACUAAUUCAAAGGCACUUUAAAAAUCAAAUAACUUUCAAAUGAUUGUAAUACAUUUUUAUAUACUGUUUACAGUAAGUGCUGUGUUGAUUCUGCACUUGAUUUAAAUAAUUUUUGAUAAAUAAGUAAAUGUUAGAAUAAAGAAUUAAAUAUUAGAUUAUUUGUUUAUCGUUCAAGAUUUUGUAAGCCUGCUGCUGAAAAUAAAAACCAAUUUUUUUUUACUAAUCCUUGAUUUAACUGAACAAGUUAACUGCUACUGACAGUUAACUGUUAU